Messenger RNA from Podospora pseudocomata, 501 nucleotides. RefSeq lists its product as uncharacterized. The transcript has 2 exons. Bases 178 to 501 code for a protein of 107 amino acids. The record is from RefSeq and is a predicted model, not a curated record. Lineage: Eukaryota; Fungi; Ascomycota; Sordariomycetes; Sordariales; Podosporaceae.
CCCAAAGUCUGCUCGCCCAGCAACCCCUUCUUCUGACCCUUUAUUCUCGGUCAACAGCACCUCGUGGCUUUUCUUGAGGGCCAGUCAGCGUGGGAGACCCGCCCCUUUAAGCGGCAGAUCGGCAGCUGUCAAGCUCCGCCUCGCAAAGAAACCGGCUCGUGGCUUGACUUACACCAAAUGUGGCGCAAGGAAGCCCCGUUCCACUUCAUGAUGUCGGUCGAGGCAGGGUUGACAUCUGGAGCUCAGCGGUUCGAAGCGUGUUUGCUGAUAUCAUCGAUGGCCAGUUUUGAGCCUGAUGUUUCUGGCCAGCAUCUCACGCUGUUGGCUGGAGUUGUCGCUGAAGAAGGAGCUAUUGUUGCGCCCACUAUUGUCGCCAUGCUAUUGUUGACAAAAGUGACUUCAAGUGAAAGCUCAGGCUGGCGAUACUGCCCCGCCUUCUACUACAAGACUAGCGCCUCUCGCUUAACUAUCUUCUUAUCGCCUAGCGCUAUUUUCACGUGA